AUGCCAUUUGAUAGGCAGAUACCUAUGUUUGAUCUAAGAUUUAUUCAAUGUGCUGCUAUACGCCUUUGUUUUGAUAUGAUUGAAAUGCCCCAAUCGCAAAAUGAUAGUGUAAAUUUAUCUCAGAAGUUAGUUUCGUUCUUAAGUGACAGUGACGACGCGAUUUGCUGUGAAGUCUGCUUUGAACCAUUUCAACCGACUGAACGACCUCCGAAACUGCUUCCAUGCGGACAUAACUUCUGCGAACAGUGCCUCUUCUCGCUAUGCUGCCACCAACAGUAUUAUUUUUUGGACUCAAUUAAUUGUCCAACAUGUCGAACAGAGUUCAACACAUCAACAGCGUUCAAUGCACCAACCAACUACGAUUUAUGUAGAAGCAAAUUAGCAAAAUAUAUUAUUACUAUGAACCAAACAAUUGUUUUUUUUCUUUCAGAAAUGUUGGAGAGUGUUCAAAAAAGCACAAACGUAACCGUAAUUCAUGUAUCAGACAAUAGCUGCACAAAUACAACACUUCUCUCGGCCAAAUCGGUUGCCAUGAGUACACUCAACCGUUUAAAAGGAACACUGCGAAGAAGUGUACGUCAGUGUGCGUGGUGCUCAAAAAAAUUGUCAAAAAGGUCAUGUCGAAAAUCAGCUCGAUACUGUCUAAGGUGCUCAGCAAAAGAUGACUGCUUACGUCUUUCCUGCCUUGAAUGUUGUGUGAAUCGGCACAACGGACAUCAGUUAGCAACCUUUGACGAGCUGGAAUAUAAUCACCAAAAACUGAUCAACGAUUUGAAAGAAAUUAGGAAAAAGAUUCAGGAAGCUGGUAAAAAAAUCGACUUGCAUCUUAAAGAGCUGAAGAACGAUUCGCUGAUGAAAGUCGACUGUACUACUUUAUGUAACGCUAAAGAGAAUCUUCUCACUGAAUGUCAGAGAGUACUGGAUUUUAAUCUGAUGGUACUGGAAAAUCCCGAUACUACACCGUUAGCUCCUUCAGUGUUGAUGAAAAUUCGUCGAAAACAAAUUCAUAACAGCGCAAAAAUCCUCAAAAUGCUUCAUUUUAUUGAGAAAUGCCGAGACUCAAUUAAUGAACGUGGAAGAAGACACUUAAGACUGAAAACAGCUCCUGUAGAAGCAGUUCGCAGUAAAUUAUCGUUGCGGCAGUCUCGAGCAACCUUAUUCAGCGGCAACGAAAGUUUUGUGGAUUCAUUUGGCGCUGUUCUAACUCUUGCAAGUACUGAUGAGCACAAUUCCGUGAUUGAUGAAGCAAUGAAAGUUUUAUCCAGGAAAACAGCAACCAACGAAGAAAAACAGAUGGCUUUAAUAAACUGUGCAAAGCAUUUGCAAGAGCUUUCUAGCGAGACAAUGUCUGUACAUUCACUGCUGUUAUACGGAGAUGCAUUUUUAAACAUAUUCUAUCAGCUAAGCCGUUUGGUAUCGAAGUAUCCGCCGUCUAAGGAUGCUUUAACCAGGAAAGAUGUAUGGAAAAUUAUUCAAUUUGCUUACACGAAUCUGUUGAAAUGUGCGAGCAAACACUGGCCAAGUCAGCAUCCUGACCGAGUGGAUCUGGUUGACGACUUAGCUUUCUUAUGCUCACUAUACUCUGACGUUUGUGAUCAUGCGACAAUAACAAUCUGUAUGAUUGAAGCGGCACGAGCUCGAGCAGCUUCUGAUAAACUUAGUGAAAACGAAAAAGAAAGCCAAGAGAUAAGACUAAAAGCUUGUAAGUUAGCGAUAACAGCGAAAUUAAUGCGAACGACACAGUUUCAGUUGAUCGACGAUCAUCUUUUGGAGUGUCGACGAAUACAGAAGUUGCAGGAGCUAUGUACAACGAAACGACAAAGCCGUUUUUGCCGUUUCAAAAGAUGGUGGCGACGUUUGUCAAAGUGUUUGAAGAAGAAAUUCGUAAAAACACAGCGGGUUGCCCCAGAUUCAUAA
Messenger RNA from Enterobius vermicularis (human pinworm), 1917 nucleotides. The record is from the annotation of a GenBank genome assembly. Lineage: Eukaryota; Metazoa; Nematoda; Chromadorea; Rhabditida; Oxyuridae.